Molecule: messenger RNA, 3269 nt
Organism: Ictalurus punctatus (channel catfish)
Lineage: Eukaryota; Metazoa; Chordata; Actinopteri; Siluriformes; Ictaluridae
Gene: uhrf1
Product: ubiquitin-like with PHD and ring finger domains 1
Exons: 17
Coding region: 253-2610 (785 amino acids)
Biological process (GO): negative regulation of gene expression via chromosomal CpG island methylation
Molecular function (GO): ubiquitin protein ligase activity; protein binding
Source: RefSeq, a predicted model, not a curated record
AACAAUGUUUGUGUCCGUUAUAUUAGCAUAAUCUCGCGAUACAUGUCCUAACGUAUGCACGUGCUGCCGCGAGAGCUCGAUUUCGCGCGCUGAGCCUAAAGCUCCGGUCAGAGGAGUGAUUGACGGGUGUGUGAGCCAAUCUACGAAUGUAUUUCAACCCACAGGAACCAAUUGAAACGCGGCAUCGCCUGCCGCAGGAGGGGAAAACACGUUGUUGAACCAAAUUUUCAUUGAAUCUUCGUACGAGGUUUUAUGUGGGCUGCUGCAAUGUGGAUCCAGGUGCGCACUAUGGACGGUAAGCAGACCCACCGGGUCGACUCCCUGUCCAAACUCACUAAGGUGGACGAGCUGAGGCUGCGAAUCCUGGAGCUCUUCAACGUUGAGCCUGAAAGACAAAGGCUCUUCUACAGAGGCAAACAGAUGGAGGAUGGCCACACUAUUUUCGAUUACAAUGUGGGCCUCAAUGACAUUGUUCAGCUCCUCGUGAGACAAGCGCUUCCUGCAGUCUCUUUGCCCAAAGACAAGGAGGCCGAGCUGUCAGACUCUGACUCGGGCUGCGGUUCGGGUCAGAGUGAGUCGGAUAAGAGCUCCACUCACGGUGAGUGUGAGGGUCAGAGUGCUGGAACCUCGGCCCAGAGUGACCUCGUCGACCCAGGUUUUGGCUUCUAUAAGAUAAAUGAGUUCGUGGACGCCAGAGACCUGAAUAUGGGUGCUUGGUUUGAGGCUCAGAUCGUAAACGUGACAAAGACUCCCAAACCCAUAGAAGGUGAAGGCAUGGAAACGGAUGGUGAGGACGAGAUCCGCUACCACAUCAAAUACGAAGAUUACCCGGAGAACGGGGUGGUGCAGCUCCAGGGGAAGGAUGUGCGCCCACGUGCCCGCACCGUCUACCAGUGGCACCAGCUGGAGGAGGGCAUGGUGGUCAUGGUGAACUACAACCCCGACGAGCCCAAAGAGCGUGGCUACUGGUACGAUGCUCAGAUCCAGAGGAAGAGGGAGACGCGCACCCAGCGAGAGAUUUUUGGCAAAAUACUUCUCGGGGAUGCUGGAGACUCUCUGAAUGACUGCCGGAUCUUGUUUGUGAGCGAAAUCUACAAAAUCGAAGAAGCUGGAAGCUCUGAGGGAUCCACAGCCGCUUCUGACAGCCCUCUGAAGAGGUCCAAUGGGCCAGAGUGUAAACACUGUAAGGACGACCCCAAGAAAACCUGCCGCUGGUGUAAUUGCCGUGUGUGUGGGGUGAAGCAGGACCCUGACAAGCAGCUGCUGUGUGAUGAGUGUGAUAUGGCCUUCCACACAUACUGCCUUAACCCGCCUCUCACCACCAUUCCGACUGAUGAGGACUGGUACUGCCCCGAAUGUCGGACUGAUGCAAGCGAGGUUGUCCUGGCCGGAGAGAAGCUGAAGGAAAGCAAGAAGAAAGCGAAGAUGGCAUCUGCCAGCUCGUCCAGCCAGAGAGACUGGGGCAAAGGUAUGGCGUGUGUGGGCCGCACCAAACAGUGUACCAUCGUUCCCUCCAACCAUUAUGGGCCUGUGCCAGGAGUCCCUGUGGGUACCCUCUGGAAGUUUAGAGUGCAGGUGAGUGAGUCCGGAGUCCACAGGCCUCAUGUUGCAGGGAUCCAUGGCCGAAGCAAUGACGGUGCUUAUUCUCUAGUGCUGGCUGGAGGCUAUGAGGAUGACGUGGAUGAUGGUAACGAGUUUACAUAUACAGGUUCUGGUGGUCGAGAUCUCUCUGGUAACAAGCGAACUGCUGAACAAUCCUGUGACCAGAAACUCACCAAUAUGAACAGGGCCCUGGCUCUGAACUGCAAUGCGCCAGUGAAUGAGAAGGACGGUGCUGAGGCAAAGGACUGGAAGGCGGGGAAGCCUGUGAGGGUGGUGCGCAGUUCUAAAGGUCGCAAACACAGCAAAUACUGCCCAGAAGAUGGGAACAGAUAUGACGGCAUUUACAAGGUGGUGAAGUACUGGCCAGAGAAGGGCAAGUCAGGUUUCCUGGUAUGGAGAUACCUGCUCAAAAGGAAUGAUGAUGAAUCGGCACCGUGGACCCGAGAUGGCAAAGAACGCAUUAAAAAGCUGGGUCUUACCAUGCAGUAUCCUGAAGGUUAUCUGGAAGCAGUGGCUGCAAAGGAGAAGGAAAAGGAGAAUAAGAAUGAGGACGAGGUGGCUGACACACCUGCCAAGGGCAAGAGGAAGCGGAAAUCUCAGGCAGUUGAGGAUGAGGAGAAAACUUCACCAUCUAAGAGCACACCCAAGAAGGUCAAAGUGGAGGCCUACAAGCUGACCAAGGAGCAAAAGGCCCUGAUCAAGGAAGACGAGCUUAACAAGAAACUUUGGGAUGAGGCCAUGGAGUCUUUAAGCUUAGGACCUAGAUUUAUAAACAAGGUGGAAGAAGUUUUCCUGUGUAUCUGCUGCCAAGAAGUUGUUUACCAGCCCAUCACCACAGAGUGCCAACACAAUGUCUGCAGGGAAUGUCUCCAGCGGUCCUUCAAAGCAGAGGUAUACAGCUGCCCCGCCUGUCGUCACGAUCUAGGCAAGAACUACCAGAUGACGGUGAACAAAGCUCUACAAGCCAUCCUGACCCAGCUGUUCCCUGGCUACAGCAGCGGCCGAUGAUGACCGCUUGUGUUAUAAGAAAACGUGCCGAUGAACUAGCGAAGGCAGUGCUGUGCAUCGUGACUGAAUUCAACACCAUGAUACAAGUCACCUUUCAAAAUAUUGAAAAAGUCAUGAGCUAAUCAGGGUGUAGGGUGAUCCAUAAGUCGUUAAAUUUGUUUGGUCCGAUUCUUAGCAGGGCUGUACUUCGUAACCUGCUCUCUCUCUCUUUUUUUUUUUUUAGCCCAUCAGGUAGAUCUUUCCCUCCCAAUACAUAUCUUGUAUUAACAGAUCUCUCAUAAUAACUUUGUAGAGAUGUUUUUAUGUGUAGGAGCUUCCUGUUAUGAAAAGUAAUUCCUGAAUUACUCUGCACCAGCACAUGUUUUAUAAAAAUGGGGGGGAAAGAAAAGAAAAAUCUUCCGCUACGCACAACUGCACUAUUUGCUUCGAGCAAAAUCCUUUACAAUUUUUUUUUUUUUUUUUUUUGGGCCAGGGAUAAGUGGACAUAUUUUGAUAGCAGGUAUGUAGGCAUGCACUGGCAUCAGGAACAUUUUAUAAAACACUUGAUAAAGAUCAAAUUUUUGUCUUAACAGCCAUGUAUUUUGACACCCCCUAGUAUUCCUACUUGGGUGAUUUAACUGAAAGCUAAUCAGUGUGUGUAUGUAUGUUUUUAUAUAUAU